GCCAUGACGACGCAAGCUCAGGCUGAUGCCGCGGAAAUUGCGGCGAAAGAAAAGUUUUUCUUGACGGCUUCUGAUCCCUCUGAUGCGUCGCCCGAAGAUCGGCUCAAGCAGGUGAUUAACGCAAAAUUGGAGGCGGGGUUCUUGAAGCCUUUUAAUUAUGUGAAAGGGUAUGCCCGGCUUCAGAAAUACAUGGAAUCUCACAUGUCACCACCCUCCCACCACCGAAUCCUCGUCCCCCUCCAACGCUUCCGUCCGGCAUUCCGCGCCGUGGCCCAAAGUCUCACAGACGUCGAUUUAAUUCUCGUCGAAGAAGCGUUCGAGAGGUUAUUGUUGGAUUACGAUAGGGUAUUUACGAGUAUCUCCGUCCCGGCAUGUCUGUGGCGACGCACAGGCGAGAUCUUCCGCGGAAACAAGGAGUUUGCGCAGUUAAUCGGCGUACCAGUCGAAAUGCUACGGGAUGGCCGACUCGCUAUCUAUGAGUUGAUGGCGGAAGAUUCGGCGGUCAAUUAUUGGGAGAAGUAUGGGAAUAUCGCGUUUGAUGGCGGUCAGAAAGCUGUGUUGACGAGCUGUAUUUUGAAGACGAAUCAAGGACAAGGACAGGGAGCAGGGGGGGCGAAUGGAGCACAGGCGGGGGUGUUGAGUUGUUGUUUUUCGUUUACAAUUCGAAGGGAUAGAUAUAAUAUCCCGUCGUGUAUUAUCGGGAACUUUAUCCCGAUAAAUUUGACGUCGAUGUGAGAGCGGAGGGGUGAAGAUAUCAGCUGGGUUUAUGGGAUGGAUAGGUUUAAAUUUGUUUUUGGAGUUUAGCGAUGGAUUCAUUGGGUUUACCGAGAAGCUUAACAUAUUUGAAGAGCAUAGGUGUAGUAAUCAUGAUC
Molecule: messenger RNA, 872 nt
Organism: Saitoella complicata NRRL Y-17804
Lineage: Eukaryota; Fungi; Ascomycota; Saitoellomycetes; Saitoellales; Saitoellaceae
Exons: 1
Coding region: 4-735 (243 amino acids)
Cellular component (GO): nucleus
Molecular function (GO): RNA polymerase II transcription regulatory region sequence-specific DNA binding
Source: RefSeq, a predicted model, not a curated record